Messenger RNA from Prunus armeniaca (apricot), 1437 nucleotides. NCBI's taxonomy places the organism in Eukaryota, Viridiplantae, Streptophyta, Magnoliopsida, Rosales, Rosaceae. The record is from the annotation of a GenBank genome assembly.
AUGGAGGUGAAGGAGGAGCAGAGCACGAAGAGGAAGAAGCAGAAGCAGGGAAGGUUCUGGACAUGGGUUGCAGCAUCAGUGUUGUUCAGGCUCAUUCUCAUCUACUUCCCCAAAAAUCUCAACCUCUCUUCUCGCCCCGAAGUCUCCACCCCUCUCACCAGCCUCCGUCGCCUGGCUGAGGGUUACUGGUUGAAGCAGUCGUCAAUGUCUCCCUAUGCAGGAUCUAUGUACCACGGAUCUCCUUUGUUACUCUCACUUCUUGGGCCACUCACAGUCAAAAGAAUUGAAGGGCAACCCAGUCAUCUUCUAUGCAGUUUGGUUUUUGUGGUUGCAGAUAUAUUGAAUGCAAUGCUUAUUCGUGCUACUGGUCAGACUCUUCAGGUUGCAUAUAGGCAGAGUUUGAAAUCACUAGAUCUUGAUACGAUAUCAGAAAGAAUGGAGGUCCUCUCUUCAGGAGAUAUUGCUGCUCUUGUGUACCUGUGGAAUCCUUUUACAAUAGUUGCAUGUGUGGGUUUGUCAACAUCUCCAAUUGAAAAUCUGGCCAUCAUAUUGGCCCUCUAUGGAGCAUGUAAACGAAUGGUUCCCUUGGCUGCUUUUGGAUGGGUCAUGGCAACACAUCUGUCUCUUUAUCCUAUGAUUCUCAUAAUUCCAAUAAUUCUUUUAUUAGGAUAUGGUCCAGAUACUCCUAGGAAAUUGUUGCUGAUGAGGAGAUAUGGUAAAGUUGAAGAUAACUCGUCAAGUGAUAGUUGUCAACAACAGGAGAAAGUUAUUAAUCAAUCAGACCUACCCAAAGUUUUCGCUUGGAGACCUGCCAUGCUUUUCUUAUUGUGGGCUAUUAUGUGGUCAGUCUAUGUGUUACUCCUUUGUGGCAUAUCUGUUAAACAGUAUGGUGGUCUCUGGGAGAUGUUUGAAAGAAUGUAUGGUUUCAUUCUUACCGUGCAAGAUUUGUCUCCGAAUAUAGGUGUCUUAUGGUAUUUCUUUGCAGAGGUCUUCGAUUUUUUCAGAAAUUUCUUCCUGAUUGUUUUCCAUAUGAAUAUUCUCUUUAUGAUAUUUCCAUUGGCCAUACGGCUGAAGCACCGUCCCUGCUUUCUUGCUUUUGUCUACAUCACCAUCUCAUCAAUGCUUAAGUCUUAUCCUUCUGUUGGGGAUUCAGCUCUGUACUUUGGUUUGUUGGGCUGGUUUGUUAAUGAACUGUCAGAAAUGCAAUUCUCAUUCUGCCUCUUCAGUGUUUAUGUUGGGGUUUCCCUCCUUAGCCCUGUGAUGCACAACCUAUGGAUAUGGAGGGGCACUGGCAAUGCAAAUUUCUACUUCGCUACUGCAAUUACUUAUGCUUGUUUGCAGAUGGUUCUGGUGGUUGAAAGUGUAAGUGCAAUGCUCAAUCAUGACCGGAAGCUAAAAAAGUUAACCAAUGCAAAGCUUCAAAAUGGAAAAUCGUAA